AUGGUCCGAAGAUCGUCAAGCGUAGAUUCCAACUGGUGCUAUGUUGCAGAACCAGGAGCCGGCAGGCCCACGAGCGCGCUGACCAAAGCACCAUCCUCCGAAGGUGAGAGUGAUCCGGCGUUGCAGCCGUUGAUCAAGAGAUCCAAGAGCUUGAAAGGAAUCUUCAAGCAAGUCUCAUGUAGAUACGGGUCUUUGAAGAGUGACCUUCGUCGUGCCGGAAGUUACUUUGACAAUGCUUACAGGAACCGCGACAAUCGUGCCAGUCAAGUCCUCGCCAACGAAGAGAUUGGAAGCAUUUCUCGCGAUACGAUAGGCAAGGCUCGAGAGGAGCUUAACGCUGGCAAGUACCGGAAGCAAGAGUUCUUCGGAUCGUUCAUCAUGCAUUACAGGUCUUUGUCUGAGACGCUCCAUGGCCUCUUGGAUGAAAACAACGCUCUUGUUGAGGAUAUCGAACGCCUCAAGCCUGACGUCGACGAAGACGAACGUGUUGUGCGCAUUGAUGAUCUACUUCACAGCCAGAGGAACCUCGACUUCUUGAUCAACGAAUUAGAUGCUGAGAUCUCGGCUAUCCUUUCCUGGAAGUUGGAACCAAGACGUUGA
Aureobasidium pullulans EXF-150 is the source of this 600-nucleotide messenger RNA. RefSeq lists its product as uncharacterized. Lineage: Eukaryota; Fungi; Ascomycota; Dothideomycetes; Dothideales; Saccotheciaceae. The coding region runs from base 1 to 600 and encodes 199 amino acids. The transcript is spliced from 2 exons. The record is from RefSeq and is a predicted model, not a curated record.